GCUAUUUUUUAACGAAUUCAAUCUAUACAACAAUAAAAAUGUCCCUUUACGAUUACAAAUAUUUCAGCCCACAUUAAGUAAAUUCACUUGGCAACGUUUCUACUUCACUCAAGGGCCUCUGUGGAGUUUAUCAAAGAAACAGUGUGGAGAAAGUCAUAUUAAGCGAUGCGAGAUACAAGCACAGAACGUAAUGCAAACACAGUACAGCAAGUUAGGAAGCUACCAGUUUUGUGGCUGAGUAGCUAUUAACCUAGCAACAGGUUCGCUUCACCGGAGAUUAAAGUCUUUUUCCUGUUCAUAAAGUAUUGUAUUAAAACAUUCAGCCGAACAUAGUAAGCCAUUUGAAACGCAGGGCAGUGUAUUUUAUAUUCUGGACAGAUAGGAAGCAAUUACAUAUGCUGAUGGCGUGCUAAUAACAAUAUCCUACAUAGGAACAUGCGUCGAAAAUACAUAACGUUUGGAGCUUUCUGUUCAGUUUCGUUGUUCAUAGUAUGGCUGUAUAUCUGGAAUAUGAGCAGUGUUUCCGUUUCGGUAAAUGGUUUCUCGUCACCAGCGGUACAUUCAAUGCAACGAAACAAAGAAGAGAAACCGCAUAUUGUUCCGAGCAAAGGGAUUAUCCUUAUAUGGGCAAUGUUUAUCAUGCCUGGGGAAAUCCCCAAACACCCAUUAUGCGGGGGCGGAUGCACAGUCACGCAUGACCGAGCAUACUUCGAUGACGCAGACGCUGUUGUGUUUAUGAUGAAAUCAGCGAAGCGAAACGAUCUACCAGAUCCCAAGAAAAGGCGACCCAAUCAGGCGUUCGUAUGGUGGUCACGUGAAAGCGCAUGGACGGCAAAGUAUUUGUACCGAAAAAGUUUGGACGAUUUUGAUGAUUACUUUAACUGGACGAUGACCCACAGACGAGAUUCAGACGUUAAUGGAAUGUUGUAUCCGUUUGUUGCGAGAGACUUUGUGAAGACAAGACUCAAGCAAACGAUCGACGCAGAGAACGACGAUUUGUCACGUGAUCCUGGAAUCGUUAAGACGGAAAACAUUCUGUUUGGAAGCGAAGAUCAACGGAAGGACAACCAGGAGAUGGAGCCAAAGAUUCGUGAUGUCAUCGCACGAAAAACAGGAGUUGUUGCAUGGGUGGCAAGCAACUGUGCCCUCACAGAGGGUGCGAAACAAAGGUUUAUUGUUGUGCAACAGUUACAAAGGUUAGGGGUUGGGGUGGAUAUUUAUGGACAUUGUGGGAACCUCACUUUUGGGAGUAAAGGGUUUUACCCAACAUUGGCUGACUAUAAGUUCUACUUGGCCUUUGAAAAUGGGGUUCAUUGUCGGGGUUAUAUCACAGAGAAGUUAUGGUUCAACGCAUUUUACUCUGGGGCUGUUCCUAUUGUGUGGGGUCCUCCUAAAAGUGAUGUGGAAGAAAUUGCUCCUCCAGGAUCAUUCAUUCAUUAUGAUGACUUUAAUUCACUUGAGGAGCUAGCUAAGUAUUUAAAACACUUAGACACAGACAUGGGCGCUUAUACAAAGUACUUCGCGUGGAGAUGGAAAAUACCGGGUUAUUAUCCUUUACUAGGUGUAAAUGACUAUAAAGACCGGGCUUUGCUGACAAAACAUAAAAACCAUUUUGAUAACGCGUUUUGUGAAUUGUGUCGGUUCAUAAAAGGGGGCGUGAACCAAGUUUCUCAUAAAACAGUUCCUUCACUGAAAAAGUUUUGGUUUGACGCCGAUACAGAUGAUUGUUUAAAAAGAAACUGA
This is a messenger RNA of Ciona intestinalis (vase tunicate), 1743 nucleotides long. The record is from RefSeq and is a predicted model, not a curated record. Lineage: Eukaryota; Metazoa; Chordata; Ascidiacea; Phlebobranchia; Cionidae.